Messenger RNA from Cadophora gregata, 2211 nucleotides. RefSeq names its product beta-adaptin (gene APL2). The coding region runs from base 1 to 2211 and encodes 736 amino acids. Gene Ontology annotation, biological process: intracellular protein transport; vesicle-mediated transport. NCBI's taxonomy places the organism in Eukaryota, Fungi, Ascomycota, Leotiomycetes, Helotiales, Ploettnerulaceae. Gene Ontology annotation, cellular component: membrane coat. The record is from RefSeq and is a predicted model, not a curated record. The transcript is spliced from 4 exons. Gene Ontology annotation, molecular function: clathrin binding.
AUGGCGGUAAAUAGGAUCAAAGGGGCCUUCGCGGUACCCAAGAAAGGCGAAACCUUCGAGUUGAGAGCUGGCCUGGUCUCGCAAUAUGCCUACGAGCGUAAGGAGGCUAUUCAGAAGACCAUUAUGUCCAUGACAUUGGGCAAAGACGUGUCUGCGCUAUUCCCCGAUGUAUUAAAGAAUAUCGCAACGGCGGAUCUAGAUCAGAAGAAACUGGUGUACUUGUACCUGAUGAACUAUGCCAAAUCGCAUCCAGAUCUUUGUAUUCUGGCGGUCAACACAUUCGUUCAAGAUUCCGAAGAUCCAAAUCCUCUAGUGAGAGCGCUGGCCAUCCGGACAAUGGGUUGUAUUAGAGUGGAUAAAAUGGUAGACUACAUGGAGGAGCCACUACGUAAAACAUUACGAGACGAAUCUCCCUACGUACGGAAAACAGCUGCGAUAUGUGUUGCGAAACUCUUCGACCUGAACCCUACGAUGUGUUUGGAGAAUGGCUUUCUGGAGACUCUGCAAGAAAUGAUUGGAGAUCCAAAUCCUAUGGUGGUUGCCAACUCUGUCACGGCGCUGGUGGAGAUCAACGAAGCAGCUCCAGAGACGAAGGCAUUACGAAUAACUCCUGCUACACUCAAGAAGAUGCUGAUGGCGCUGAAUGAGUGUACAGAAUGGGGAAGAGUGACCAUUCUCACAACUUUGGCCGACUACAAGGCACAGGAUGUAAAGGAAUCUGAGCAUAUCUGCGAGAGAGUUUCACCCCAGUUCCAGCAUGUGAACCCCAGUGUGGUACUAGCUGCUGUGAAAGUGGUCUUUUUGCACAUGCGAAAUGUCAGCCAAGAAUUAAACAAGCAAUAUUUGAAGAAAAUGGCUCCCCCACUAGUUACCCUUGUGGCAUCAGCUCCAGAGGUUCAAUAUGUUGCCCUAAGAAAUAUCGACUUGCUCCUCCAGGCCAAACCAGAUAUCCUCAGCAAAGAGCUCCGAGUUUUCUUUUGCAAAUACAACGAUCCACCAUAUGUCAAGCUCCAGAAAUUGGAGAUCAUGGUACGAAUAGCCAAUGACAAAAAUGUCGAUCAGCUCUUGGCAGAAUUGAAGGAGUAUGCUUUGGAAGUAGACAUGGACUUCGUCCGAAGGGCAGUGAAGGCUAUCGGUCAGGUUGCCAUCAAAAUCGAGAGCGCCAGUGAGAAAUGUGUCAACACCCUCCUUGAUCUCAUUGCCACCAAGGUCAAUUACGUUGUUCAGGAAGCUAUUGUGGUCAUCAAGGACAUCUUCCGGAAAUACCCCGGCUACGAAGGUAUCAUUCCCACGCUUUGCAAGUACAUUGAUGAACUUGAUGAGCCAAACGCCAGAGGUGCGCUUAUCUGGAUCGUUGGAGAGUAUGCGGAGAAGAUUAGCAAUGCUGAUGACAUCUUGGCUGGAUUUGUUGAGGGCUUCAUGGAAGAAUUUACCCAGACUCAGUUACAGAUCUUGACGGCCGUCGUCAAGCUAUUUCUGAAGAAGCCUGAUAAUAACCAAAGCCUGGUUCAGAAAGUUCUCCAAGCAGCCACGGCCGAGAAUGAUAACCCCGAUAUUAGAGACAGGGCAUAUGUGUACUGGCGUCUGCUUUCUGGUGACCUACAAGUUGCAAAGAACAUCAUCCUUUCCGACAAACCUCCUAUCACCACAACUAUGUCUUCUCUACCUCCCGCACUUCUAGAACAACUCCUCACUGAGCUUUCGACCCUCGCAUCAGUCUAUCACAAACCACCCGAGACUUUCGUCGGCCAUGGCCGUUAUGGUGCUGACGCCAUCCAGCAUGCCGCUAUUCAAGAACAGCGCCAAGAGGCCGCCGACAAUCCUAUUGCAGCUGCAGCCAUCGCCGCUCAGAAUGGUACUCAGAACAACGCUGAGAAUCUCCUCGAUAUUGACUUUGACGGUGCAGCCCCAGCAUCAGCUGACUUGCCUCCAAGUGGUGGAGCAUCUGGCCUGGAGGGAUUGGCUGGCACACCUCAGAGAGUUGCCAGUCCAGCAGCCGGACCACGACCUGGUGCGAGCAACAUGGAUGACAUGAUGGGUCUCUUCGAUAUGAACGGAAGCAGCUCUGGCGCUCCAGCAUCAGGUCAAAAUGACAUGAUGAAUGGCUUUGCAGGUUUAGAUCUCGGUGGAUCUCAGCCUCCUCUGCCGCAGACGCAAAUGCAAGGUGACUUGUCGAAAAAGACAAAUGAGGAUUUACUGGGCAUGUUUUAG